AGGGCACCCGUGAGGCGCAUGCGCUCUUGCAGCUCCCUGGUCUCACACGUGUGCCGUUCCUUUGCUCGGGAUCAUGCCUAAAGUGAAGCGGCCGAGGGGCUCCAGCGGAGCGGCGGCAGCGGGGAAUAUUCCGCUAGCUGAGCAGAUCGCUCUGGCCGACUCGGUGAAGCCCGUCACGCGGGUGAAGCGGCGCGGCAAAGCGGCGAAACAUGGCGGUGGCGAAGAGGACGAGUACGUCGAUGAGAAGCUCUCCCGCCGGAUCCUGGAGCAGGCUCGGAUCCAGCAAGAGGAACUGGAGGCCGAACACGGCGCGGGUGGAAGAAACGAGCUCAAGACGAAGAAAAAGACGACCGUGCUGGGACCUGCCUCAAAAGAUGGAGAUUCAGAUACAGAAGAUGAUGAGUGGCCAUCACUGGAAAAAGCUGCUGCCAUGAAGGAAGAGUAUUGUGAAGAGAUUAUAGUGAAUCCAGAAGAUGAAAAGGCCAUUGAGAUGUUUAUGAACAAGAACCCACCAUUGAGGCGCACCUUGGCAGAUAUUAUCAUGGAGAAGAUCACAGAAAAACAAACAGAGGUAGAGACUGUGAUGUCGGAAAUAUCAGGUCAGCCCAUGCCACAGCUUAACCCUCGUGUCAUAGAGGUCUACAAGGGCGUCAGAGAAGUGCUGUCAAAAUAUAGGAGUGGAAAACUGCCCAAAGCCUUCAAAAUCAUCCCGGCUUUGUCCAACUGGGAGCAGAUCCUUUAUAUCACAGAGCCAGAAGCAUGGACGGCAGCUGCCAUGUACCAGGCAACCAGAAUCUUUUCAUCUAACCUCAAAGAGAGGAUGGCCCAGAGAUUCUACAAUUUGGUGCUACUCCCACGAGUCAGAGAUGACAUUGCUGAAUAUAAGCGCCUCAAUUUCCACCUUUACAUGGCAUUGAAGAAGGCCUUGUUCAAGCCUGGAGCUUGGUUCAAAGGGAUCCUCAUCCCCUUGUGUGAGUCAGGAACAUGCACACUGCGGGAAGCCGUCAUUGUGGGCAGCAUCCUCACCAAGUGCUCUAUCCCUGUCCUUCAUUCUGGGGCUGCAAUGCUCAAGAUUGCUGAGAUGGAGUACAGUGGGGCCAAUAGCAUCUUCCUUCGCCUGCUCAUUGAUAAGAAGUAUGCCCUGCCCUUCCGUGUGGUAGACGCCCUGGUCUUUCACUUCCUAGCCUUCCGGACUGACCAGCGGACCCUGCCCGUCCUGUGGCACCAGUGCUUCUUGACCUUUACUCAGCGCUACAAAGAGGACUUGUCCUCAGAACAGAAGGAAGCUCUCCUGGAACUGCUCAAGUUCCACAGCCAUCCCCAAAUCUCCCCUGAGAUCCGCAGGGAACUUGUGAAUUCCAAGUGUCGGGACGUGGAGAGUGUGCAACCAGUGGCAAUGGAGUGAAUGGAUGGGUAAAAUUGCUUCCAUAUAUUGGGCUCUUCACUUGCUGUGAUUUUGCUCCUGGUGGGAUUUAAGAAGUUAAGGGCAGCAGCUGCUUCGGUUUUGAGGCUACUGCAACAUAGUAUAAAAUGAAUGGGGUUUGUCCCUUCUACACUAUGAGUCUGGCAAGUCUUCCUUUAUGCAAGUUCAAAAGCAUUUGGAGCAUUUUUCCCCUUAAACUUGCCCAUUUGCUCAUGGAGAGAUUUGUUUUAGAAACCAGGAUCCCUCCCAUGUGAUUCCUUUCAUGAUAGACUUUAGAGACCUCAACUGUCAGAAAGUACUAGAAGAUGCAUAUUAAAUGAUAGCAGGGAGCAGAUCGAUGGGGGGCAAAGAGCAUCAGUUAGAGGUGGCAUCUGGCAAGCGGAUGCUGCUGUACUGGCAGAAGCCCUUGGACCACCCCUUGAGUGCUGGUCAAGCCAGAAGGGGUGUGAGUUUCAACUGUACUGACUUACACUUGGGAUGUGUACUUGAAUGCCAUUGACUGCUUCUAGAUUGAUCUCACCUUUCCUGGCUUAGGUCACUUUGAAAGCUGAAGCUUUUCUUUGAAAAUAAAGUUUUGUACCCCACCUCUCAA
Messenger RNA from Varanus komodoensis (Komodo dragon), 2015 nucleotides. It is a transcript of the gene BYSL, whose product is annotated as bystin like. The coding region runs from base 74 to 1405 and encodes 443 amino acids. Gene Ontology annotation, biological process: rRNA processing. Gene Ontology annotation, molecular function: snoRNA binding. The record is from RefSeq and is a predicted model, not a curated record. NCBI's taxonomy places the organism in Eukaryota, Metazoa, Chordata, Lepidosauria, Squamata, Varanidae. Gene Ontology annotation, cellular component: cytoplasm; nucleolus; preribosome, small subunit precursor. The transcript has 7 exons.